Molecule: messenger RNA, 914 nt
Organism: Micromonas commoda
Lineage: Eukaryota; Viridiplantae; Chlorophyta; Mamiellophyceae; Mamiellales; Mamiellaceae
Exons: 1
Molecular function (GO): protein binding
Source: RefSeq, a predicted model, not a curated record
AUGGGUGCCGAGGGUGACGCGCCACCCGCUUUAACGCUGACGCGGGCAAUCGGCCUCACCGGAGAGUUUCCGGGCGCCGUCGCGUGGUGCCCGGAUGGCAACACGGUGGCGUAUCCGGUCAACUCUCUCGUCGCGUUGCACGACGUGCGAACCGGCACGCAAUCGCACUUGUUCGGCCACACCGACAGGGUCCACCUGACGUGCUUCUCCAGGGACGGGCGCGUGCUCGUCACCGGGCAGCGGGGACGGCAUCCGGUGGUCAAAGUUUGGGACGUCGCAAACGGGGGCGUUCAGGCGGCGACGCUGUACGCGCACGCGUCGGGUCUCAAAUCCCUCGACGUGUCCCCGUGCGGGCGCGCGGUGGUCGCCGCGGGGACGGACACGAGCGGUCGGCAGAUGAUCGCCGUGUGGGACAUCGGGCGAGCGAUGCGCGGGGGGUUCGCGCCGAUGACGUUACGGCACCGCACCGACUACCACGUCAACUGCGUCAAGUUUUCGCCCUUCGAGGAGGACCACGUGGUGACGUGCGGCAAGAACUCCAUUCGCACGUACAGGCUGCGCAAGGGCCAACUCCGCGGGUGCAGCGUGGACCUCGGGGACCUCAAGCUGUCGAAGCUGGCGCCCAAGUCGACGCAGUUCAACCGCAGGGACGACUUCGAGUUGAACGACUUUACGUCGCUGGCGUUUGAAAUCGGGUACGGCGUGUCGGAUCUCAACCAGAAGAAAGUCUUUUGCGCCACCGUCACGGGCGCCGUGGUUCAGGUCAACUACGGCAGAAGGCAGCUCGAGCGCGUGUUCCAGCUGCACGACGACAAGAUCAACGACCUGCGAGUCUGCGAGGGUUUCGCCGUCACCGCGUCGGACGACGGGUUCCUUCGCGUGUGGCCCGUCGAUUUCUCCGAUUUUUUCCUUGA